This is a messenger RNA of Pelodiscus sinensis (Chinese soft-shelled turtle), 3970 nucleotides long. The record is from RefSeq and is a predicted model, not a curated record. NCBI's taxonomy places the organism in Eukaryota, Metazoa, Chordata, Testudines, Trionychidae.
GAAAAGAAGUUUUAGUUAUUUUUUUAUAUUGUACAGGAAAUGCUGGAAGCUCUCAAGGCUCUUUCAACCUUUUUUGUUGAAAACAGUUUGCGUACCAGAAGAAACUUGCGUGGAGACAUUGAGCGUCGUAGCUUAGCCAUAAAUGAAGAAUUUGUCUGCAUUUUCAAGCAAGUUAAGGAGGAGCUUGAAAGUAUAAAUGAAGAUGUUCAGGCAAUGAGCAACUGCUGUCAGGACAUGACCAUUCGUUUGCAGGCAGCGAAGGAACAGACCCAGGAUUUGAUGGUGAAGACGACAAAGCUACAAGCAGAAAAUCAAAGACUAGAAAUGAAAGCACAAGUUGUAGGUGCUUUCAUAGAAAAAUUCCAGCUGACCCCAGAUGAAAUGAACCUCCUUCGAGGCACAAGAGAUGGCCCAAUUACUGAGGAUUUUUUCAAGGCAUUAGGAAGAGUAAAGCAAAUUCAUGAUGAUGUUAAGAUUCUUCUUCGUACAAACCAACAGAGAACAGGCCUAGAAAUUAUGGAACAGAUGGCUUUGCUCCAAGAGACUUCUUAUGAACGACUUUACAGAUGGGUUCAAAGUGAAUGUAGGACUUUGACACAAGAAUCAUGUGACAUUUCUCCAGUUCUUACCAAAGCCAUGGAAGCCCUGCAGGAGAGACCUGUUUUGUAUAAGUAUACCCUAGAUGAGUUUGGAACAGCUAGAAGAAGUGCAGUAGUCCGUGGCUUUAUAGAUGCUCUUACCCGAGGAGGACCGAGUGGUACUCCCCGCCCUAUAGAAAUGCACUCCCAUGAUCCUUUGAGAUAUGUAGGAGACAUGUUGGCAUGGCUGCAUCAAGCUACUGCUUCUGAAAAAGAACAUCUGGAAGCUAUGCUAAAGCUUGUAACUACUCAAGGUGUGGAAGAAAAUAUUCAAGAAGUAGUUGGGCACAUCACAGAAGGUGUCUGCAGACCUCUGAAGGUCAGAAUUGAGCAGGUGAUUGUUGCUGAACCAGGAGCAGUUCUGUUGUACAAAAUUUCUAAUCUUCUCAAGUUCUAUCAUCAUACAAUCAGUGGUAUUGUGGGAAACAGCGCAGCCACAUUGUUAAUCACAAUAGAAGAAAUGCAUUUGUUAAGCAAAAAGAUAUUCUUCAAUAGUCUGAGCCUACAUGCAAGUAAACUAAUGGAAAAGGUUGAACUCCCACCACCUGAUCUUGGCCCAAGCUCUGCACUGAAUCAAACACUUGCAUUGCUACGAGAGGUUCUGGCAUCCCAUGACUCAUCUGUUGUGCCCCUGGAUGCUCGUCAAGCUGACUUUGUGCAGGUUCUGUCUUGUGUGCUAGAUCCAUUAUUACAGCUGUGUACUGUAUCUGCUAGUAAUUUAGGCACAGCUGACAUGGCAACCUUCAUGGUAAAUUCACUUUAUAUGAUGAAGACUACCCUGGCUCUCUUUGAAUUCACUGACAAACGUCUGGAAAUGUUACAAUUUCAGAUUGAAGCACAUUUGGAUACUCUAAUAAAUGAACAAGCUUCCUGUGUGUUGACUAGAGCCGGUCUAAGUUGCAUAUACAAGUCUAUACAGCAGCACAAACCAGAGCAUGGUCCUCUGGCAAACAUGCCUAGUUUGGAUUCAGUGUCACUGAAGGCUGCAAUGGUUCAGUUUGAUCGUUACUUGUCUGCUCCCGAUAAUCUGUUAAUGCCACAACUGAAUUUUCUUCUUAGCGCUACUGUGAAAGAGCAAAUAAUAAAACAGUCCACAGAACUGGUCUGCAGAGCCUACAGUGAUAUAUAUGCAGCUGUGAUGAAUCCAGCAAAUGAAUAUAAGGAUCCAGAAACCAUACUACAGAGAUCUCCUCAUCAAGUUCAGACACUUCUCUCAUAAACUUAUUUUCCAAAUAAUUUUGUAGAUCACUUAUCCUAAUGUUACUUAACUUUACAUUCCCUCAAUAUUAAGGGCCUCAAUAUUUGCAAGUUUCUUUUUAAAUUUUGAUUUUUACCAUACAGUUGCCUGAAGGGCAGUGAGGGGGUUUUGUUUAAUGUGUUUAACAGAAAUCUGGCCACUUCUAUACACUUAUUAUGGAAAGGGAAAAGAAAAAUCAUGAUAACUUUCCAGUCGAAAUGAAAAAUAAUAUGGCCUGCUACUUACCUGGAACAGAGCUCCACAACCUCAGAUAGGAGACACUGUGGCUGGGGGCGGUACCAUAGAAUUAGUCAAAGUUUGUUAGGCUCUGGUGCAAGUGUCUGUUAUAUGCUUUGUAAAGACAUGUGCCCCCUGAAUGAAUUAAUUGUAAAUCACAUUUAGGAUUACAUUUUCCGGUGAAAUUCUGGGAUGGAGUGUGUUUAAGCAAUAGGUAGCUCUUGGAGGGUCAGCGUUAAUCCUGUGGGGCUUGAACAUGUGGGGCUGAGAAACUCUGUGUAGAAGUAACAGAGUCAGUGACUAGGAAAUGUGCCAUAGGCCAGUUGUUCCCAGCCUUUUUUAUACCAGGGACUGGCAAACCCAUUCACAAACUUUUAGUGGACUGGUAACAGUUUAUUUGCAUAUGUACAUAUUCAUUAUGAAAAUGAUGAAUAUGUAGUUAUGCAAAUAAAAUGUUCAGCCCUUGGUGCCAACUCUAACACCUAGAGCCCCCUACCGCUCCACUACCCAAAGAGUCCCCAUCACCCCGCUCAGUGUCAGCCUCCUGCCCUAGAAGACCCCCCCUAGUGCCAGCCCCCCAUCCCAAAUGCCGCAGUGCCAGCCCCGUGCCCCUUAGAAUCCCUUAACACCAAACCCCAGUACCAGCCUCCUGCCCUCAAAGCCACCCCCCCGUGCCAACCUCCCAUUCCAAACAUCUCUGUGCCAGCCCCUUGCCUGUUAGAACCCCCCCCACCAGAUUCCCAAUACCUGUUUCCUGAGCCCCACUGCAUCCAAUCCCUGCCAAAUGCCCCCUUAGUGUCAGCCCCCAAUAUUAGCACUGUCCCCAUAGUCCCCCUCACACUACUAGCUCAGUCUCCAGAGCCACCCAGCACUAGCCCUACCCUUGGAGCCCCCAGUGCCUGCCCGCCCCCCUCACCUAGCCCUGUACUGCUGCCCACGUCACAGCAGCUCUGGAGGCCAGGGCUGGGGUACUCUGCCCAGUGCCACCCCUCCCACCACGGCCAUUGGGAGAGACAUGUCCUGCCCCACCCCUCAGCCAACCAGUGCUGGGCAGGAACCGGGUCUUCUACUAGUACCAAAAUAGUGCUUCCCUGCACUGCAGCAGGGCUGUGCAGUGCAGGGUCUCCUCCUGGCUGUGGAAGAGCGCUUCCCUGCAUGGCAGGAGGGCUUCAUGGAGCUGCUCCAGAUGGCCUUCCUGCAGUGCAGGGAAGUGCUCUUCUGCAGCUGGGAGGAGACCCUGUCCCUGCCCUGUACUGGUUGGCUGAGAGGCAGGGCAGGACACACUUCUCCUAACAGCCACAGUGAAAGCCCCAGCCCCUAGAGGUCCAUGGCCUGGCAUUGAUAACCGCUGCCAUAGGCCAAGGAAGGUUUAAUCCAUCCAAGGUUUCAUGCUUGGAUUCCCUUCAUAGAAGUUCAGUAGUUGAUCUGCAAGGGGCACCUGACCAUAACUGUGACAGGCACCUGAAGAGGUUUAUAUAAAUAAUGUGCCUCCAUAGCAGUUAUAUGCUAAUCAGUGGCCACAUUGACUACACAAUGUAUGUCUGUAAAAGAAACAGUGGCAGAGAAGAGCAGCAAAUGAGAAUUUAAUAAUUCCUAAAAAAAAUCCCAAUCCAAUUCUGUUAGAAAUCAAUUGCUGUGGUAAUAUCAAAUGACAGUGUUCUUUUUUUCUAGUGUGUGGUAUAUUUUAUUAACUAGAAGACUGAAAUAUCGUCAGAUGUCUUCAAAUAAAUUACUCUGAUCUGUUAUAAAUGUGAAUGUUUGGGGUGCUUGAAUAAUUUAAAAGGAGAAUAAAAAGUAUGAAAUCAUUUUAACAUCAGGCAAGGCAAGGAAUCCAGCAAGCCUGGAAAAAGUUUCAAAU